AUGGCGCUCAGCAGACAAGAGGCCGAGCUGGUCAAGGAGACCAUCCCGGCUCUGCGACACCACGGAGAACACAUCUCGACCGUCUUUUACAAGACCAUGCUACGCGAACAUCCGGAGCUCAACAACUACUUCAACACCGUCAACAUGCAGAACGGCAAGCAACCGCGAGCCCUCACAGCUCUCAUCCUGGCCUUUGCGUCCAACAUUGUUAACAUCAGUGAGCUGGGGCCCAAGAUGGAGAGAGUCGCCCAGAAGCAUGCCUCGCUGAACAUCCAGCCCGGCCACUACGAAAUCGUCGGCAAAUACCUGUUGCGUGCCUUCUCUGCCGUGCUGGGCCCGGCCAUGACUGCCGACGUGAAGCAGGCUUGGCAAAAAGCAUAUUGGCAGAUGGCGAAGAUGCUCACGGGCCGAGAAGUGCAGAUCUACCGCGACUUCGCAGGAUGGACGGGCUGGCGUAAGUUCAGGAUCUUCAGCAAGAACGCUGAGACCAAGGACGGAGAUAUCGUAUCGUUAUCGCUCAGGCCCGUCGACUCGAGGCCACUACCCACCUUCAUGCCCGGCCAAUAUGUGACAAUGCGCCUACGACUCCCCGAUCUGAAGUAUACAAAUCUGCGACAGUAUUCGCUAAGCAGUGCGCCGCGCCCCGACCAAUACCGAGUCACGGUAAAGAGGGACAUGGGCACCGACCGAGACUUCACAACCGAGUCGCCAAGAAGCUCAAUGGCCGACGACGACGACCCGCCAAAGUCGUCAGCUGCCAGUAGCGCGUCGGACAGCAGCAUCGGCAGCAUCCGUCCGCACAAACCUGGACUCGUAUCAAACACGCUGAUCGACGAGUUCAAGGUAGGCGACUUGGUCGAGUUGACCCAUCCGGCGGGUGAGUUCUUCCUCGACACGGCCGACCCGAGCACCACGCCCCUGGUGCUGAUCUCAGCGGGCGUGUGUGCCUCUCCACUCUUUUCCAUCCUCGACACGGUUACAUCCAUGAAGGUCAAUCGACCUGUGUCCUGGAUCCAGGGCUCGCGGCACGAUGCGCCCUUCCAGCAGCAGGUCGAGGCCAUCGCCGCGGCACACCCCAACGUUCGAACCAAAUUCUUCCGCUCGCGGCUCGCCGACAGUGACGUGCUGUCGUACACGUCCACCUUCAAGGACGACUUUCAGGCCCUGCUGCCCGCGGACCUGUGUCUGGAUAGCAGCCUGGCGCAGUACUACAUCUGCGGGCCCGAGAAGUUCAUGCUGGAGAUCUCGGCCUUGCUGCAGAAGUACGGCGUCGACACCGCGAGGGUCCGCUUCGAGCUGCACAGCGUGGGUUACUUCGAGGUAAAGAGCAAAAACAUGGCUUAG
This is a messenger RNA of Anthostomella pinea, 1344 nucleotides long. Lineage: Eukaryota; Fungi; Ascomycota; Sordariomycetes; Xylariales; Xylariaceae. The record is from the annotation of a GenBank genome assembly.